Molecule: messenger RNA, 2454 nt
Organism: Kluyveromyces lactis
Lineage: Eukaryota; Fungi; Ascomycota; Saccharomycetes; Saccharomycetales; Saccharomycetaceae
Gene: SEC10
Product: exocyst subunit SEC10
Exons: 1
Coding region: 1-2454 (817 amino acids)
Biological process (GO): Golgi to plasma membrane transport; exocytosis
Cellular component (GO): cytoplasm; exocyst
Source: RefSeq, a predicted model, not a curated record
AUGAAUGCUAUAUAUGAAUUGGAUGUCAAAUGGAAAAAAAUACUUACAUCAGACAAUUUUCUAAGUGGCUUAACCGUCAAUGAAUUCGUAACAGAAUUGAGCAAAGAUCAAGCGUCCAAACAGAAUGCCCCUGCUGCAGUGAACGCCUCGAUACCCGAAAACAAACAAUUGGAUGCCAAACCCUUCAUUAGAACCUUCGAGUCGGUCUUAAAGGAGUUGAAAAAGUUACAGAAGGAAACAUUGUCUAGAUCCGGCCAAUUGACUCAACAAGUCUCACAAAUGGAAAUCAGUCACGCAAAAAGCAUCAUGGUUUCUCGUGGUCAAUUGAAGGACAUUGUUCAGAACUAUGACCAAUUAGACCACAAGCUAUCAGCAGUUACUCAGGUAGUGUCUCCCCUAGGGACUAAACUUGAAAAGUCAAUCAAGCAGAAAAAUGCAUACAUCAAAUCAGUGGAACUAAUAAGCUUUUAUGCAUCUUUCCUUGAAGAAGGUGACUGUCCGGAAUUAAAUAAACUCCUUGAAUCUUCUGAUAAACGUGAUAUUUGUCAAGGAGCACUUAUACUCAAGUCUUUAUUGAUUCUCACCAAAAAACUUGAUACCAAAUCUGUCCCAAAAACUCAAGAAGUUACACAAAUAAUAGAGCAAUUAGCUACUGAUUUCGAGGUUAGAAUUUUACAAGGUUUUAAUGCAGCUUAUCGAGAAAAUGAUUAUUCUCGACUACAUCAGCUUGCUUGGAUUUUGGAUACUUUCAAUAAUGGGGUUAAUAUUAUUAAGAACUUCACCGAUAAACACCAGUUUUUUGAGGAAUCUUCAAACUUCUCAGCUAAGGAAUCUGCAUUGUUCACUGACGAUGUCUUUAAAGCAGAAUUGAUGAAUCCUGACUCACAUAUAUUGAAAUAUGACGAGAAAGUUGUUGAAUAUAUCCAAAGUGUCUUCAACGCCAUUGAAAACGAAUCUAAAGUCGUCGCCACAGUGUUCGAGAAUAAAGCUCCGAAUGUCAUGCAUUUGUUUAUCGAAAAGGUAUUUGAACUGAAACUACGACCCCUUGUGGUUUUCCUCUUAAAUUCGGCGCUGUCUCUCUCAUCACUCGCUUAUGUCCGCUCGUUGCAAAGUUACUUUUCUAUAACUAACAAUUCUGUUAAACAACUGGCGGAGUUUUUGUCGAAUCUCAAAAUGGAUAGUGAUGGCAAAGUCUCGGCAUGCUUAGAAAAGUGUUGGAAAAAUCUUUUCAUUGAUAUUUUGUUUGAUAGAUCAAAAUAUUUCGAAGUCGAAAAGAGAACAUUAGAAAACGUCUUAGUUCAAAAAGCUUCUGACUUUAACAUAUCGUUCGACAGUGAUAUACGACCAAGAAGUCUCGCCAACAAGUUGAACGAGGUCACUGAUUUCAAAUCUUCCCCAGAACUGAAGAUUUUGACAUCGCGAAGUGGAGGCAGAUUCUCACAGCUAAACCUUUUUCUUAAGAAUAAAUUCGAAAAGCGAUUUGAACACGAAAAUCCUGCACAAUUGAACAUCACUUCGAAAAAAAUCGAUAGAGACUACUUUACUUUAUCAUAUAUUGAUCUAAUGAUCAAAUGCUCGGUGGAAUCAUUGGCUAGGGUGACGGAAUUGGUUCCAGCUAUUGCUGACGACUUCACAUAUGAGUUAGUCGAGACAUCUUUAAUCGGUGUUAUCGAUUCAUAUAUUGAAUCAGCGUUAGAAGUGGCGCAUGCUCAGUUGAAUUCCAUUGAUAUACAUCGAGAAACAAGCAUUGAAUUGAAAUUCUUGAAAUACAUAUCGACCGCAACCGAAAUGAUAAGUAUUGUCUCGGCAUAUAUCAAAAGUAUUGUGCUUCCACUAUUACAGAACUGCCCCUCCAUCAAAAGAAAAGUAAUAGCGCUUUCUAAUGCUUACUUUAAAAAAUGUGAACUUUUAAUGAACCUCUUAAUUGUAGAGACAUCGAAACUGUUAAAUCAGAAAUUUACAUUGAUUUUGUCAAAACAGAAGAGAAAAGAUUUCCUCUCUAAAUCACAAGAUUUCUUAGAUCAGGACACUGAAACUACUACUGAACUUGUUAAUGUGUUGAGCAGUGUGUAUUCUCAGUCCGCAUUAUAUCUUAAAAAUGGAAACUUGAAAGCUUUCCUAACAAAACUUGGAGACAAUCUCUUCGAACAAUUACUCAAUCAUUACAAAAAAUUCCAAGUUAGCUCAACCGGUGGUGUCAUUGUGACUAAAGACAUCAUCGCAUUCCAGACUGCCGUAGAAGACUGGGACGUUGAGGAAUUGAACGAGAAGUUUGCUACAUUGAGAGAACUUUCGAACUUGUUCACCGUCCAACCUGAAUUGCUAACGUCUUUGACAAAAGAAGGGCGGCUUGUUAACGUUGAUCGGGAAAUAAUAGACGAGUAUAUCUCUAAAAGAGAAGAUUACAAUCAGGAUGGCUUUAUCGGUAAAUUUAAAGCUUCAUUGCGUAACUGA